This is a messenger RNA of Oryctolagus cuniculus (rabbit), 987 nucleotides long. It is a transcript of the gene RNASEH2A, whose product is annotated as ribonuclease H2 subunit A. Lineage: Eukaryota; Metazoa; Chordata; Mammalia; Lagomorpha; Leporidae. The record is from RefSeq and is a predicted model, not a curated record. Gene Ontology annotation, molecular function: RNA-DNA hybrid ribonuclease activity; RNA binding. Gene Ontology annotation, biological process: DNA replication, removal of RNA primer; mismatch repair. Gene Ontology annotation, cellular component: ribonuclease H2 complex.
GCGGCGGCUGCGGCAGUAUGGACCUCGGCGAGCUGGAGAGGGACAAUACGGGCCGCUGCCGCGUGAGCUCGCCCGUGCCCUCCGUGUGCCGCACGGAGCCCUGCGCGCUGGGCGUCGACGAGGCGGGCCGGGGCCCUGUGCUGGGCCCUAUGGUCUACGCCAUCUGUUACUGCCCCCUGUCCCGCCUGGCGGAUCUAGAGGCCCUCAAAGUGGCAGACUCCAAGACCCUGUCGGAGAGCGAGCGGGAGAGGCUCUUUGAGAAAAUCAACCAGGACGGGGACUUUGUGGGCUGGGCCCUGGACGUGCUGUCUCCCAACCUCAUCUCCACCAGCAUGCUCGGGCGGCUCAAAUACAACCUGAACUCCUUGUCCCAUGAUACGGCCACCGGGCUGAUACAGUAUGCCUUGGACCAGGGCGUGAAUGUUACCCAGGUGUUUGUGGACACCGUGGGGCUGCCGGAGACGUACCAGAAGCGGCUGCAGGACUGCUUUCCAGGCAUUGAGGUGACGGUGAAGGCCAAGGCGGACGCCCUCUACCCGGUGGUCAGCGCCGCCAGCAUCUGUGCCAAGGUGGCCCGCGAUCAGGCUGUGAGGGACUGGAGGUUCGUCGAAGAGCUUCAGGACCUGGAUACCGAUUACGGCUCAGGCUACCCCAAUGAUCCCAAGACGAAAGCGUGGUUGAAGAAGUACGUGGAGCCGGUGUUCGGCUUCCCCCAGUUCGUGCGAUUCAGCUGGCGCACGGCCCAGACCAUCUUGGAGAAGGAGGCGGAAGGCGUAACGUGGGAGGACACGCCCACCGAGGACCAGGAUGGAGCCGGAAGGAUCACGUCCUACUUCCUCCACGAAGGCCCCCGAGCCCGCCCCCGCCUCCCCCACCGAUACUUCCAGGAGCGGGGCUUGGAGGCAGCCAGCACCCUCUAGAAGGCAGCCCUUAAUCUGCCUCUCCCCGCCACCGCCCUCCACACUGAGUAAAGUUGUCUAAGAAUAA